GUUCGUCUCAACCUCCACCAGAGUCUCGACCGUGUUCCCCAUUGCCACUCCAACACCUCCCUCCUCUCGCACCCGGUGACCGGCUUGGUCCUCCUUUGCUUGAUCCCACCACUCAUCAACUCGUGUCAGGACACAAGGCAGCCAGACACUGGAGGACACCGUUGCAGCAUCACAAAACCCUCAAUUUUCUUCAACCUCUGCGUCGCACAACUUCUGAGCCAUCUCGUCAAAGUCUUUCUCGCCUUCCUCCAUGAAUACUUCAUCGUUGAAAUAAAACCCACAACCCAUUACAAUGUCAAAUAACCGCUAUUCAUCCCUCAACCGACGAGCCCCCCCUUCAUCCUCACUCUUUCAAGACUAUCCUGGCUCUCGCCCCUCUAGUUCCUCCUCGACUCCUCGACCCGGUGGCUAUGGCGGUUAUUCCUCAAAUUCACAUACCCAGCCCUCCGCAUCUCCUUACCUGAACCCAUAUCCUCAAGACAAUACGCCCUCUUCCGCUUUUCGACCUGCUACUCCCAACUCCAAAGGCCAAUAUUCAACCUCGGUUCUAGAAGAGCUAGAAUCCCAGAAUGAAAUCACCGCCACAACAUUACUGUCCCAGAAAGUCUCUCAAUUGAAAUCCCUUACCGUAGCCAUUGGCGACGAGAUUCGUGACUCGAGUUCACUGGCUGCUCAAAUCAAUGACUCGUUUGAAAACACUGGCGUCCGGUUACGGGGCACCAUGAGGAGGAUGUUAAGGAUGGCGGAAAAGACAGGUGUCGGGUGGAGGGUUUGGCUCCUGUUCUUCAUCGCCGUCUGGGCCCUCUUUGCUUAUGUCUGGCUGUUUUGAACCUCAUGAGCUAUUCCCAACAAUGGUCCCUCUUCAUUUCCUUGUUGCGAGCGACACUGUUGUUGAUUAUUGAUUUUGAGCACGGCGUUCAGGAGUCUUGCAUCAGAGCCAUUCUCGAUUUGCCGAGGUGUAUUGUGGAAUUAUUUUGCACGAGCAGAUACGGUCACCGUUGAUCAAAUAUUCCCUCGCUGCUGUCAUACGACAUGUGCCGGACGGCCCUGGUCACCUUCGUCUCUGCGUAUCCCGCAGUUUUGCGCAGGGCAGAAGGAUGCGAACAUGUCAUUUAUGGACUAUGUAUUAAGAAUGCAAUGUAUAUAUAUCACCAAAGGUGGCAAUCUGCCAGUAAUUU
Messenger RNA from Exophiala mesophila, 1178 nucleotides. RefSeq lists its product as uncharacterized. Bases 293 to 829 code for a protein of 178 amino acids. The transcript is spliced from 2 exons. Gene Ontology annotation, biological process: endoplasmic reticulum to Golgi vesicle-mediated transport. Lineage: Eukaryota; Fungi; Ascomycota; Eurotiomycetes; Chaetothyriales; Herpotrichiellaceae. The record is from RefSeq and is a predicted model, not a curated record.